GACAAUUCUUGAGUGAACAUUAUGACUAACCUUGGAAAGCAGUUUGUUUUAUUAUUAUGGAAGAAUUGGCUUCUACAGAAAAGGAAAGUGUGUGUAACUGUGUUUGAAAUCGUCCUACCAAUAGUGUUUGCAGUGAUUCUGGUCUGUAUAAGACUUAUUGCGAAGAAUGAAACUAUAUCAGAUCCAACAAUAUGGCCGCCAUUCCAACCUCAAGAUGUGUUUCUAAAGGGAAUGAAAAACGAAAUUCUGUACUCACCCAAUACUACAGCAGUUAGAAGCUUAAUGACAAAUUUCCGCAAUUAUUUACCAAAUACUACUAGUUUAGAUAACAGAACGCAACACCAUUGGCAUGUAUACGGAUUUGACAGCGAAGAGUCAUUACUGGAAUACCACGAAAAAAAUCAUAUAAAAGUUCGCGCUGGAAUUUCUUUCAUGAAGGCAGCUUCCGGUUUACCAAGCAAUGUGGAUUACACUUUGCGCGUGGCCCGGAAGGACGUAUCUGACAGAUGGCUCACCAAGAAUGUGUAUCCCUUCUUUCAGCUCACUGGUCCAAGAAAUAACAUAUCAACGGGAGGCAAUCCAGAUUACCAAGGGACCGGUUUCUUAGCUUUCCAGUAUGCUGUAGAUAUGGCCAUUGUCGAGCAUUUUAAUGCAACGUCUAAUCUAAAUAAUUAUGACUUCUUCAUGAAGAAGAUGCCUUAUCCACCCUACACUAAAGACAACCUGACUACUGUUAUACAGAUGUACCUUCCUUUCUUCCUUAUUCUUGGAUUCAUCCUCUCUUCACUACAAACAACCAAAGCUAUUGUGUAUGAAAAGGAAAAGAAAUUGAAAGAGUCUAUGAAGUUGAUGGGUCUGAACUCCUCCAUUUACUGGGCGUCCUGGCUGUUUAAAAGUUCAAUUUACCUCAUCAUUGCCUCAGCCUUCUACAGCAUCUUGUUCUCUAUAGAGGUUUCAGACAAAGGCAAGGUGCUCGCCAAGACCGAUCCCUCCCUGUUCUUUGUAUUCCUCCUUUGUUAUUCCGUGUCUAUCAUCUGUUUCUGUUUUAUGGUCAGCACAUUUUUCAACAAAGCGAAUUCGGCCGCCUUCGCCAGUGGAAUAGGUUAUUUCUGUACGUAUGUUCCAUACUUCUUCCUCCAAAGUCGAUACGAAACAAUGUCAAAAUCGGAAAAACUCGGGAUUUGUAUUCUUAACAAUAUGGGAAUGGCCUUUGGAAUAAAUACCAUUGGAAUAUAUGAAGGAACAGGAUAUGGUGCACAGUGGAAUAAUUUCGCUGAACCAGCAACUGUUGACGACAACUUUUCAUUGCUUGACGCCAUGUUGAUGUUGUUGGGGUCGAGUGGAAUUUAUCUCGUCAUCACGUGGUAUGUAGAUGGCGUAUUCCCGGGAGAAUAUGGUGUUCCCUUGCCAUGGUAUUUCCCUCUUUCGAAAAAUUACUGGUGUGGCACAACACAAAGUUCCUCAACAUCGAGUGAUACAGGAAAGUUGGAUCCAAAAUACUUCGAAAGAGACCCUAAUGGUUUAUCUGUCGGAAUUAGUAUCAACCAUCUUAGAAAGGAGUUUGGUGGCGGGAAGAAGAAGAAAGUGGCGGUAGCCGACACAACACUGAAUAUUUUCAAAGGUCAGAUCACAGCACUCUUGGGUCAUAAUGGCGCUGGCAAAACAACAACCAUGUCCAUGCUGACAGGUUUCCUCCCUCCUACAUCGGGUACAGCGACAGUGAACGGUUAUGAUAUUUGUGAGGACAUUCAGAACGUGAGGAGGAGUCUAGGACUCUGUCCUCAGCAUAACAUUCUGUUUGAUACACUGACUGUUGAGGAGCAUCUGAAAUUCUUCGCACAGUUGAAAGGUUGUCCGAAGAAAAAUGUAAACAAAGAAGUGGACGACAUGAUAAAGGUAUUGGGAUUAGAAGCCAAGAGGAAGAACUUCUCCAUGACUCUAUCUGGCGGACAGAAAAGAAAGUUGUCUGUUGGAAUAGCAUUAAUCGGAGGUUCAGAGGUCAUUAUCCUGGACGAACCAACUUCCGGUAUGGAUCCGGCGGCUCGACGCCAAACUUGGGAAAUUUUACAGAAAUUCAGAGAAGAUAAAACCAUGAUUCUUUCCACUCAUUUUAUGGACGAGGCCGAUCUCCUUGGUGAUCGUAUUGCCAUUAUGGCGGAAGGAGUAGUCAAAUGUUGUGGAACGUCUUUGUUUCUGAAAAAGUUAUAUGGAGCUGGAUACCAUCUUGUCAUGGUGAAGGAUAAAGGAUGUGACGUCACCGCUGUGACGAACGUAAUCAAGCAGCACAUCCCAGCGGCUGAACUUGAGAGCGAGAUCAGUGCAGAGUUGUCAUAUCUUCUUCCAUUUGACGAAUCACCAAAAUUUGAACAACUGUUCAAUGAAAUAGAGAAAAGGAAAUCAGAGCUGAAAUUAACAAGUUUUGGAACGUCUGCCACAACAAUGGAGGAGGUCUUUCUUAAAGUUGGGGAAAGCAGCCAAAGAUCUGAAGAAGAAAUGUACACUCCUUCUAAGUCUUCAGUGGCCUAUGAGAACGGCGGGUACGGCAGUACUAACGAUAUCCCCAAUGGCGUCACUAACGGCUCGGCGGACAAAACAAAGAAUGGAGUGGUUCAAAAUUUAAAAGUUGCUAAUGAGGAAACUUACAUAGGAUUCAAUACUGGUCUGAAGAAAAAUAGCGGAACAGUUCUAGCUCUGCAGCAGUUUUACAGCAUGUUUGUCAAAAAAGUAAUCCAUACCUGGAGGAACAGAACAGUCACUUUGGUCCAGCUUCUUGUUCCAGUUGUUUUUACCCUCCUAGCUCUCACCGUGGAAAAGACUCUCCCAAAGCAAGAGGACGAAUCAUCUUUAUUAUUGAAUUUGAAACCGUUUCCAGACAAUUUGGCAAUGUAUACCUCGAAAUCUGCUUUUCCCAUGAGUAAGUCCAUGGCAGCUGAUUAUGCAGAUUCUAUAAUGUCUGAUGGAUACAAAGUUUUGAAAUAUGACCAGAAUGACUUCGAUGAUUUUAUCAUUGAAGAAUCCAAGCGAGUCCUUCAAGCAAUUUUCAAAAGAAACUACAUUAUUGGGAGUAUGUUUGACAUAGAAAGUGCGUCCGCUGGCAACAUAACGUCGUAUUUCAAUGGAGAUCCACUGCAUGCAAGUGCGAUAAGCUUGACCUAUACAAUGGAUUCUUUGCUCAAACAUUUCACCAGUAAAAAUCAUUCCAUUCAGACCACUAAUUUUCCCUUCCCUAGACCGUUGGAUGACACAAGUCGUGGCAUUGGAUAUGCCACAAGAGGAACUGGUUUCACCAUCGCCUUUUGCAUGCUCUUUGGAUUAGCUUUUCUUUCCACGAGUUUCAUUAUAUUUCUGAUCAAGGAAAAAAUAACCGGAGCAAAACACCUUCAGAAGGUUAGCGGCGUGAGUUCUUCUGCCUAUUGGAUGUCCAACCUUGUGUGGGAUCUACUGAACUAUCAGAUUCCUAUUAUCCUGAUCAUGAUUUGCUUCGCUGCUUUCCAAACCCAGGCUUACACGGGAGAUAACCGUCUUGGACUGAUUUACGCCAUGUUCUUCCUGUAUGGCUGGGCUUGCAUGCCAUUUGUGUAUAUAUUCUACUAUCUGUUUAAAACACCAGCUUCUGGAAUGGUGGCUGGAAGUUUAUUAAAUAUUCUUACAGGUCUUGCUACAAUAAUGGCUGUUUUCACUCUCAGAGUCCCUGACCUCGGCAUAUCAGAAGACAUAUCCGAUACUUUUGAUUGGUUGUUUACUAUAUUCCUCCCAAACUACUGUUUGGGUCAGACACUGAUGAACAUGUAUGUGAAUUACGAAUACAUAGACACGUGCACAAAGUUGAACUACGAAAUUAUGUGCUCUCUUCCUAAUCCUCAAAUUAAAUCCUGCUGCAGAGAUAUCUGCACGGAGAACUGUUUAAUCUUUGAAAAGAAUUACCUAGCUUGGGAGAUUCCGGGUGUUGGAAAAUAUUUCGUUUUCAUGGCAGCACAGGGACUUUUCUACAUGAUCCUUGUGUUCUUAGUGGAGUUCGGCGUUAUCAGUCGCAUCCGAUAUAUGAUCUGUAAUCGUGACCCCAUUGCUGUCUCGUCAGAGGUCGGUAAAAGUGAUGCCAUCCCAGACGACGAUGAUGUCGAAGAAGAAAAGCGCCGCAUCAAUAAAACUUCUAUCGAUAGCCUCCUCAAGACUGAAUCCUUGCUUCUACGAAACCUCAGCAAGUCUUAUGGUUCGUACACUGCUGUCAAAGGUGUAUGUGUGGGCGUGUCGCAACAAGAGUGCUUCGGACUCUUAGGACAAAACGGGGCGGGUAAAACAUCAACAUUUAAAAUGUUGACGGGGGAUGAAUUGGUGACAGGUGGUAACGCCUACUUGAAUGGCUAUGACGUCAAAACGGAACUUGAAAUGGUACAACAGAACCUUGGGUACUGUCCCCAGUUUGACGCCCUGAUAGAUCAAAUGACGGGUAGGGAGACACUGACCAUGUAUGCCAGAUUGAGGGGAAUCAAGGAAUCCCAAAUUAAAGGCGUGGUCAACGAAUUAUUAGAGACUAUGAUGCUUAGAAAGUAUGCUGAUAGGCAGUGUGGCACGUACAGUGGAGGUAACAAACGGAAGUUGAGCACAGCCAUCGCUCUGAUUGGAGAUCCUCCAUUUAUUCUCCUUGACGAACCCACAACGGGGAUGGAUCCAGCUGCCAGAAGACAGCUCUGGAAUGUUCUCUCCCAGGUCCGCGCCAGUGGGCGGACCCUAAUCCUCACCUCUCAUAGCAUGGAAGAAUGUGACGCAUUAUGUACAAAGAUUGUGAUAAUGGUAAAUGGAAAGUUUGUCUGCUUUGGAAGUCCACAACAUUUAAAGAACAAAUUCGGCCAUGGAUACACUCUCAUUGCAAGGCUUGCCCAACAAAAAGAUGGCACAACAGCUCCAUCUGAGCCCCUUAAAAACUUUGUAAAAGCUACAUUUCCGGACAGCACGAUAUUUGAUGAUCACCAGGGCUACGUGCAUUUUCAAAUUCCGGACAACAAUGUAGCAUUGGGCAGAGUGUUUGGAGAGAUGGAGCGAGCAAAAUCUCAGUUUGAUAUUGAGGACUACUCUGUGCAUCAGACGACGUUAGAACAGGUUUUCCUCAGUUUCACAAGGCAUCAGGAAGCACCUGCUGUCCAGGAGGAGAAGAAGUGCUGCUCUUGUUUAUGUUGUGUUUAAAAAAAAGUUUACUUAUGUUGUUUGUUUUAAUACGAUGUAAUACUGUUGACAAUCAAUGUAUGUCCGUAUACAGCUGUAUAAUUAAAUAAUAUUUUAAAUAGUAUUUAAUCUCGUUUAACUCUUAGUAUAUAAAAAAGGAACAUUGUUCAAAGAAUUUGUAACAACAUUAGUAACUUAGCAGCAUAUUAGCUAACCAAACUUUGAAAAUUAAAAUAAAAAGUGCAAUGGUCAUUAAUUUUGCAUCUUUAUGAAAAUAUACACUAGAGUUAUAAAAAAUAUGGACUAAGUUCAUUUAAAAAAAAAUUUCUGACCAGCUCUGCACCUAACAAGCGGGUUUUUAGAGGAUUGAUGUGGAUCAGAAACUCUUGGUUGAACUUGAAUUUGUACCCGCAUUUAUUACUUUGUAAGGGAUAAUUCUGAUCAGAACAUUGAGUUUUAAAUGUAAUAUGUAUUACAAGAACUUUUAUUUUUUAUUAAGCUAUAUAUUUUAUGUGAUGUUGUAUGUCUUAUUAUAUUGACAAAUGACAUUAUUUUCUCUGUUGUUUAUUGUCUUUCAGUGGAAACUAAAUGAACAAAUAAAAUUUUGAUUUGACCUGA
Saccostrea echinata is the source of this 5778-nucleotide messenger RNA. RefSeq names its product phospholipid-transporting ATPase ABCA3-like. Lineage: Eukaryota; Metazoa; Mollusca; Bivalvia; Ostreida; Ostreidae. Bases 22 to 5181 code for a protein of 1719 amino acids. The record is from RefSeq and is a predicted model, not a curated record. Gene Ontology annotation, biological process: lipid transport; transmembrane transport. The transcript is spliced from 20 exons. Gene Ontology annotation, molecular function: ATP hydrolysis activity; ABC-type transporter activity; ATP binding. Gene Ontology annotation, cellular component: intracellular membrane-bounded organelle; membrane.